This is a messenger RNA of Endocarpon pusillum Z07020, 1038 nucleotides long. RefSeq lists its product as uncharacterized. The transcript has a single exon. The record is from RefSeq and is a predicted model, not a curated record. The coding region runs from base 1 to 1038 and encodes 345 amino acids. Lineage: Eukaryota; Fungi; Ascomycota; Eurotiomycetes; Verrucariales; Verrucariaceae.
AUGGAUGUAGCUGUUGACACGUCCUCAGUCCAGUUUGGAGGACAAUGGAGCUUCCUACGGAAUCAAAACCAAACACUCUCUACUGGCCAUGUCUCCCGAAGGCCACUUCAUCAACUUGUCGGCUAUCGAGAUCGGUUGCGUUCGUCAACAAUUCCUUCUCAACCGGUGACCGUCCGAGUAAAUUCGGCUGAUGCUUCUUCACAUUUGAAUCCUGCACCGAGAACAAACAGAAUGGGCAAACGUGAUGAACUUCCUCCGGUUUCCGACUUUACCAUCGACGGGAUCUUGGCUGCUAUACAACCCGAUAUCGAGGGGACACUAGAUGCUAUUGCAGAGAUUAUGGGAAGAAGCAGACUCAGUUUGGCGAACGAAUAUGAUAGUCACAUGCCACCACAAGGCGAGAUCAGAGCAAGUUCGAGGUCUGCUCUCUUGCCUGUUGAAGAGGCAAGCUCCAGCAACGAACAGUUGGCCGCCGAUAAUGUCAUUAUAGUUCCAGAAGAUGCAAGUCUGAUCGAUGGGAGUCAUGCUGGAUCUGCCGCUUAUGGACUGUUGGAGAGAUUGAGAGCCGCACCCCGAACGAGGCGAAGUGAUCUCAUGGCCCCUCGAGCAUUGUCCUCUCCUGCAGUCCUGGAGGAUUUUGAGGAGCCCAUAUCACCAACCACUCUACGCUCAUUACUCAACAAUGGUGGCCGACCUACCGAACCUACUGUAUCCGAGACAUACUUAUCUGCUGGUGCGAAUGAUCGGCUUGCAUCAAGCCCGAUUAUGGUGGCGGACAGUGAGCAUCCUUUAUACUACGACGAUACAAACUUGUUGCAAGAGCUGUCUAUACCACAGUCGCCGCAACAAGUCGAGUCGGCACAAAUCCGAGUUCAGAAUCUGUCCCUGAUUUCGGACCUGCGUGGUCUUGCUACUUGGCUGCACCGAGAUCGAAGGGCAUGUCCCAAGAUUCAGGAAGAUGCAGAGACAAGGUUGCGAAUGAUCUUGGAAAGGAAUGUACAUAAGGGAGAGGCUGACGACGGAAUGCAUAAACCAUGA